Camponotus floridanus (Florida carpenter ant) is the source of this 1684-nucleotide messenger RNA. RefSeq names its product WD repeat-containing protein 34. Gene Ontology annotation, cellular component: ciliary plasm; cytoplasmic dynein complex. Bases 161 to 1573 code for a protein of 470 amino acids. Gene Ontology annotation, biological process: intraciliary transport. The transcript has 9 exons. Gene Ontology annotation, molecular function: dynein heavy chain binding; dynein light chain binding. NCBI's taxonomy places the organism in Eukaryota, Metazoa, Arthropoda, Insecta, Hymenoptera, Formicidae. The record is from RefSeq and is a predicted model, not a curated record.
UAUACUGUAUAGUUUCGUGCACAGCGUCUGAAAUAGUUAAAGUCUGGUUAAGUCAAUUGCAAAGUGUAAUCUGAAGUAUCUUUGUUUUUUAUAUAUUGUGAAAAAUACAUUUAAUUUUUAAAAUAAAAGACAAAUGUUAGAAGAUUUAUUCUAUUGAAAAAUGUUUAGUACCAAAUCCUUUGACGUUGUGAGUUUCAAUUCGGAAUUGUCCACAAUAAAAUUGGAAUCAUCCGCAAAUGUUCAAACCACAGAAAUAGUUUAUACUGCUGAUGAUACGCAAACUACAGAUACAAGGAGCAUUGGGAUUCAAACAAUAAAGGAACAAAAAACAGAUAUACAAGUAGAUUAUGACAAAUUGGCAAAAUUUUUAAAAAAAGUUACGCCAGGAGUCCUCGAAGUCCUUGACGAAGCUUAUGGUAGCAAUGCUUUUGACGAUUAUAAUCCUAAUGUUGCGGAAGCUUCCUCUGCUAAUGUAGAAAUAUUGAAAAAAAUAAAUGCGUUGAAGGAAUCAGAUACUCAGCUCAAAAUAAGUGACCUAUCAUGGAGCACUGUUGGCGGUACAUUAGCAGUAGGCCUUAGCCAUAUCUAUCAUGAAGCAUGGUGUGAUCAUCUUUCCACAAUUCAAUUAUAUAAUUUGACAAUAGAGGAUAAUUUCACUGAUGCACCUAUCAAAACAUUAGAAACAAAUGGGUGUAUUUUAACAUUAAGUUAUCACCCAACAGAGCCCUCUAUUCUCGCAGCUGGAUUGUUUAAUUGGGAUGUAUUGGUUUGGAAUCUCAGAAAUGAUGAUUCUAUUACACCUACACAUGUAUGUACACAUGGUGAUUAUGUAUCUCAAGUAUAUUGGAAACCGAGAUCAGUGAACGAUGUGGCUCUAUUAUUAAGUUCGAGUAUAGAUGGAUAUAUACUAAUUCAUAAAUUGACAGCCAACUUUACAACCGUCCAAUUAUAUAAACGAUUCAAGAUAGUCAAAGAACGUAAUCCAGUGGAAAGUGCUAGGCCACGCAGCGCCGGAGGUACUCGCGAGCGCGCUGCAGAAGCAGGAUUGUGUAUCACGAGUUUCGAUUUUUCUCCAGCGCAUCCCAGUAUAUUUAUCGUUGGAACGCUAUGCGGUGGAAUCUAUAAAUGUAGUUUGGAUAGUGUAACUUCCAUCGAAGGAGAUACCACACUCAUAGAUCCCGUAAUCGAUGAAUAUGAAAGAUGCCUAGGUGGCAUUACCUGUAUCAAGUGCUCGCCGCUACAUAAUUUAUUUGUCAGCAGUACUACAGAUAAAGAAAUCCGUAUAUAUAAUCUUGACGAGCACGUCAGUCAGCACACCAUUUCUGCGGACAAUACAGUUGUGGGAUUAACAUGGAUGAUUGGCAAUCAAGACAUAUUUGCGGCAUACGGAGCGGAUGCGUAUAUAAAAUUUUACAACGUCACGGAUGCUAAACCCAUGACGUGUGCGAAAUUCGAAAUUACUGGUAAACAAUGCAUCAGCAGCUUAUGCGUCAAUUCUAAGAGAGAUAUUUUGGCUGUUGGAGAUGUUCAUGCAAACAUUGAAAUAUGGAAAUUUCCACGUCACUUGUUUUGAACAUAACUUUGUUCGAUGCCGAUUAUUUGCAAUAUUUGCUGAAUGGACUGACACUACUUCAUAUAUUCUAUAUUGCACAUGUAUAUAUACUCAUGUUUUAAUGCAAAAAUA